Messenger RNA from Gloeophyllum trabeum ATCC 11539, 1188 nucleotides. RefSeq lists its product as uncharacterized. The coding region runs from base 1 to 1188 and encodes 395 amino acids. NCBI's taxonomy places the organism in Eukaryota, Fungi, Basidiomycota, Agaricomycetes, Gloeophyllales, Gloeophyllaceae. Gene Ontology annotation, molecular function: protein binding. The record is from RefSeq and is a predicted model, not a curated record. The transcript has 2 exons.
AUGAACUAUGAUGUUCUGCUGGACAUCAUGACCUUCCUCCCUCCGCAGGACUUGCGGCGAUUGGCAGUGACAUCCAAAGUGCUUCAUGAGCCGUCUUCUUUGAGUAUGGUGGAACAAGUCGAGCUCUACCGGCCAUCCCAAGUCCAAUCCUUCCACUCGUUUGUCAUCCAAGAUCCUACCAGACUGUCGCUGAUGCGCUCCUUAAAGUUCUCACCCAAUGCGAAGUCUCUGCUUGACGACGACGCGCAUGGUUGGAGUACCGGGACGGACGAAAUUCGGAGCUCGGGCCCUCUGCUGGCAGAUAUCCUCGAGCGAGCUCCCCAUCUCCGGGUGCUGGAGCUGUGGUACACGGACAUACUCUUCUGCAUACCCCGCCUUCGGCAAGCUAUCAAGAACAACUGCCCCAAACUCCUGACGCUCAAGAUUUCUCAAUUUAAUACAUGGAAGAUGUCCCCGAGGGACAUACAGGAUCUAAGGCCCUUGUUCGACUCAUUAAAGCACCGGGUCACUCGGCUCGAGGUCAAAUCCAUAUUCGAGCGACCUGUCCAGGAAGUCCUGAGAACUUUGGACAGUCGACUCGAGACUCUAGCGGUUGCGCUCGUUUCCGGAGACCCGAGUAUUCUGCGAAAUGGAUCGAUGUUUCCCCACGUGAAGAACCUUUCCAUAUCAGGGUAUAGACUGCUGAGGGAAGAUAUCUCUCGAGUGUUUCCAAACGUUCGCCAACUCGAGAUAUGCGAGGACUUCUUGAUCAACGAAUCUUUAUGCGACUCCCUACAGGAGACGACUGAGUGGGCAGCACUGGAGACGUUGUCUGGCGAUCUGCGCGACGUAGCAAGGAUAGGGCUCACGCGGCGCGUAAAGCAUCUUAACCUUGACACUUAUGCCUUUCACUCUGCUUCGGUGCCUGCAGAGCUGACCCUCUCCUUCUUUUCGACCACUCGACCGCGGUCCCUGUCGCUUACUAUUCACUCGGAUAAGCCGAAGAUCCUUGCUAUUUUGAUGAAACCAAUCUUGUGGGAUUCACUAUCUGAGUUGUCCUACAUGAAUCUCAUCAUCAAGGAUCUUACCGAAUGGGCUGGGGCGGUUCACAGAUGCUUGGUGAACAUGUACGACCGAGAAUCUCAAAAAUCGGAGCGUCGAAUAUUUACGCGUUUCCAUCUACCUGCGGGAACGGAGUCGACUGUUUGA